CUUCUCCAACGCUGGUCUCCGGGGAAGUGCCCCAAGUAGUUAUUUAUCUUGGGAUUGCAUCACUCACCGUCCAAAUAAUCAACGGGGAGGAGAUAGAUAGAUAGAUAGAUAGAUAGAUUGAUGGAUCCCCCGUCCUGCUGCCACGUGGUCGCCGUCCCGUACCCGGGGCGUGGCCACAUCAACGCCAUGCUCAACCUCUCCCGCCUCCUCCUCACCUCCCCCUCCUCCUCCCGCAUCCUCGUCACCCUCGUCCUCACCGAGGAGUGGCGCGCCCUUCUCUUUUCCGACUCCGACUCCGCCCGACACUCUCAGCCUCAGCUCCCGGUGGGGCUUUGCAUCGCCACCAUCCCCAACGUCAUCCCCUCCGAGCGCGGCCGCGCCGCCGACUUCGACGGCUUCAUCGAGGCCGUCUACACGAAGAUGGACUCCCCCGUCGCCGACCUCCUCGACCGCCUCGACCCCCCCCCAGCCGCCGUCCUCGCCGACACCUACCUCCCUUGGGCCGUCCCGCUCGCCGCCCGCCGCCGCAUCCCCCUCUGCUCCCUCUUCCCCAUGGCUGCCACCUUCUUCGCCCUCCUCGCCCACCUCCGCCGCCUCCCCACCCCCACAACAACAACGACGACCACAAUAGAAAUUGAUGACCAAUCUUUGGAGCAAUACAUACCUGGUCUGACAUCAAUGAGAUUGAGUGAUGUCAGACACAUGUUUUCCUAUGGAACACUGGAACGUGCCUUCGAGGCGAUCUCGUCGUCGCGGAAAGCUCAAUGUCUCCUCUUCACCUCCUUCUAUGAGAUUGAAUCAAAGGUGAUUGAUCUACUAAGAGAAGAGCUCCAAUAUCCUAUCUUCGCAAUCGGUCCCUGCAUUCCUUACAUGUUGCUCGAUCGAGAAUCUAAAGAUAAUGCCGCAUCGCAAAACGGUUGUGCUACUGCAAACUACUUCACGUGGUUGGACUCUCAACCUGAAAGCGCCAUACUUUAUGUAUCACUCGGUAGCUUCCUCUCGGUGUCGACAUCUCAACUUGAUGAGCUUGCACUGGGCCUGGUUGCUAGCAAGAUCAAAUUCUUGUGGGUCGCGCGAGACGACUCUCCUCGGAUCCAAGAAACGGUUGGAGACGCAGGUCUAGUCGUGCCCUGGUGUGAGCAGUUGAAGGUUCUGAAUCAUCCUUCUGUUGGCGGCUUUUUGACUCAUUGUGGAUGGAACUCGACCCUCGAGGCAUUGUUUAUGGGGGUUCCGACGAUCACGCUUCCUAUAUCUUGGGAUCAACUGCCCGACAGCCGACUUAUGGUGAGUGAGUGGAAAGUAGGACUGAGUUUGACGGAGAAGACGGGGGAGGACGGUGUCAUUCCGAGAGAAGAGAUCGCGACGGUGGUGAGGAGGUUGAUGGAUUUGGAUGGAAACGAAGGGAACGAACUGAGGAACAAUGCUCUCAGGCUAAAGGAGGCUUCUCGGAGAGCGAUUGAAGAGGGCGGUUCUUCGUUUAAUAGCCUCGAGUCUUUCGUCGAAGGGCUUCUACACAAGCAUGAUUGGACGAAAGUGCCGGUCAGCGACGGUCUAAUGGAAGAAGAACACACAGGCAAUGGAUGCUGAAGCCCAGGAACUGAUUCUGCUAAUAAGAUGAUAGGUGGAUUGUGUUGCUCAAGUUGCCAACUUAUGCAGCAGUGCCUUUUACUUUUGUUCUUCUUCACUCUACUGUUUCAAUCGGCGUAACAUUGUUGUUCUGUUAUAUUGAAAUUACGCCGAAACACUUCAAUUUAAUAAACUUGAGAUGCUCUAUUUUGUAAGAACCUAACAUUUUGUAUGUUGGUUGGUUGCAAAAGAGUUGGAUACUUUUACAAUA
This is a messenger RNA of Ananas comosus (pineapple), 1837 nucleotides long. Its product is annotated as UDP-glycosyltransferase 87A1-like. The record is from RefSeq and is a predicted model, not a curated record. Gene Ontology annotation, molecular function: UDP-glycosyltransferase activity. The transcript has 2 exons. Bases 121 to 1587 code for a protein of 488 amino acids. Lineage: Eukaryota; Viridiplantae; Streptophyta; Magnoliopsida; Poales; Bromeliaceae.